Rattus rattus (black rat) is the source of this 1224-nucleotide messenger RNA. It is a transcript of the gene Abhd11, whose product is annotated as abhydrolase domain containing 11. The transcript is spliced from 6 exons. Gene Ontology annotation, molecular function: catalytic activity. Gene Ontology annotation, cellular component: mitochondrion. Lineage: Eukaryota; Metazoa; Chordata; Mammalia; Rodentia; Muridae. The record is from RefSeq and is a predicted model, not a curated record. The coding region runs from base 105 to 1028 and encodes 307 amino acids.
UGGCCCUUCGACGGGGGGCGGGGCAUAGACAGAGCCCUUGUUGGAAUAGACAGGGCUCUGGAAGGCGGAGCGUGCGCAGGAAGCACGUUUUGAGGGCUGUGAGAAUGUUCUGCUGGGCCCGAGCUUGGAGGGUCCCCCGUGGGACAAUCGGUGCCUCCUCUCCCAGGAGUUCGGCGGUUCCUGUCACGUUCAGUAGCAGCCGCAGUAGUGGCCAAGGAAACGUUGAUCCGAGGCCGCUGCCGCUGUCCUAUAAUCUUCUAGAUGGAGACGCGACACUCCCAGCCAUCGUCCUUUUGCAUGGACUCUUCGGCAGCAAAACCAACUUCAACUCCCUCGCCAAGGCGUUGGUUCAGAGGACGGGCCGGAGGGUGCUGACAGUGGAUGCUCGGAACCAUGGUGACAGUCCCCACAGUCCAGAUGCAAGCUAUGAGGCCAUGAGUCAGGACCUCCAGGGCCUCCUCCCCCAGCUGGGCCUGGUGCCCAGUGUCCUCGUUGGCCACAGCAUGGGAGGAAAGACAGCCAUGCUACUGGCACUGCAGAGGCCAGAUGUUGUGGAACGAUUGGUUGUCGUAGACAUAAGCCCAGCAGGAACCACACCUGGAUCAUACCUCGGAAACUUCAUAGCAGCCAUGAAGGCCGUUGAUAUCCCAGAGAACAUACCGCACUCCCGGGCCCGAAAACUGGCGGAUGAGCAGCUUAGCUCGGUUGUCAAGGAAGCGAGCGUUCGGCAGUUCCUGCUCACUAACCUGGUGGAGGUGAAUGGGCGCUUCUCCUGGAGAGUGAACUUGGAUGCCUUAGCUCAGCAGUUGGACAAGAUUUUGACCUUCCCACAGCAACUUGAAUCCUACCCCGGGUCAACUCUCUUUCUGCUUGGUGGAAAUUCUCCCUACGUACCACCCAGCCACCACUCAGCGAUUAGGCGACUCUUCCCUCAAACCCAGAUUCAGACUGUGCCUAAUGCUGGCCACUGGGUCCACAGCGACAAACCCCAAGACUUCAUGGAUGCUGUCAUCAGCUUCUUGGCUUAAGAAGUAGCUCUUUGGGGCUGGAGAGAUAGCUCAGGGGUUAAGAGCACUGACUGCUCUUCCAGAGGUCCUGAGUUCAAUUCCCAGCAAUCACAUGGUGGCUCACAACCAUCUGUAGCGGGAUCUUUGCGCCCUCUUCUGGCGCCCAGGCACAUAUGCAGGCAGAACACUGUGCAUAAUAAAUCUUUUAAAAAAGAAA